Molecule: messenger RNA, 603 nt
Organism: Amphimedon queenslandica
Lineage: Eukaryota; Metazoa; Porifera; Demospongiae; Haplosclerida; Niphatidae
Product: ankyrin repeat domain-containing protein 27-like
Exons: 4
Molecular function (GO): protein binding
Source: RefSeq, a predicted model, not a curated record
AUGUCUCACAAUACAAACACAAUACCACAUUCAAAGUCAGUUAAUUCUAUAGAUAAAAAUGGUUGCACACCACUUCACAGAGCAUGUAUGGACAGUAACUAUGAAGAGGUUGAUAAAUUGUUAUGCUAUGAAGCAGUGGAUAUCAAUGUUACUGAUAACAAUGGACGCACACCACUUUUUUAUGCUUGUGAGGAGGGUAAUGAAAAAAUUAUUCAACUUCUUAUUGCAUCUGAAAAUAAAAAGGAUCCCGCAAAAUUUAAUCUUAUUAAAUGUGACAUCAAUCAUGUUGAUACUUAUAAACGUACAGCACUUCAUAUUGCCAGUUUAAAAGGACAUACACAAGUAGUCCAACUAUUAUUGGAGCAUAAAGCUAAUGUCAAUCUCGCUGAUAAAGAUAAACGUACAGCACUUGAUAUGGCUUGCAUAGAAGGGCAUACAUAUGUAGUUAAGCUAUUACUGAACCAUGGUGGAGUUGACAUCAAUCGCACUGACACAAGAAAAUGUACGCCACUUCAAUAUGCCUGCAUGAAAGGACAUACACAAGUAGUUGAACUACUAUUGGAGCAUAAAGCUAAUAUUAAUCUCAUGAAUGAGAGUUAUGGA